AACACAACUAGGCUACUUAGCGUGGGGGUAAAAUUAUGAGCUUGACAAGCUAUCAAGCAUUCAAAAAGAUCAUGGCACAGUAUUUGAACAAUCCAGCAGGAAAAUGUGCCGUCCAUCUUUUAUUUGGCGUUGGGGCGUACUAUCAUGUACAACGCUCUCAACAAGGCAUGCUGUAAACUACCAGGUAGGCCUAGUUUACUUGCUAUCUAGCUUGAUAGCUAGCUUCUACCUCUGCAGUAAACUUUUUAUGUUCCACUAUUUCAAUUAGGCUACAGACAUUCAAUUAAGUUAAACGUAUAUAUAUUUGUCACCGAGGGAUAUAUUAAUACAUAUUAUUCCAUAAGAAGUAGAGGAAGAGCAGUUGGAGGAGGAAGCAAUAGAUCCUCGGGUUAACGACUUGAGAAAGCGCAUUGAAAUCCUUCAAGGCUCUAAUCGCAAGAACAGCGACAAGUUAUGCGAAAUAGCGCGUAUACUAGAGACAAUUGCUGCUGAGCACCUAGUGACCCUGAACUCGAGGCAGGUUGAGGUGAUAGCAGAGUUACUGAUGGAGGAUGAGGUGGAAGUGAGGAUAAAGUGUUUCCACGCUCUCCAGUGCGUGUUACAGUAUGGGAAAGAUACCACAGAAGCAGUUAAGGUCCUACAACAGCACUAUGUGCCCCUGAUGCUGUCCCUGGUGGUCCUCUGCCAGAGUGUGGAGGAGCAGGAGUCGUGCCUCCGCCUACUGGUCUCCCUCUCCUCUAGCAGGGCUUCUCACCCCUCAGUGGCCCAUGGCCUCGCUGGGCUCAGCAGACUCAUGGCCAAACGCAUCCUCUACCCUGAAAUCCUGAUCCUCGUGGUUCGAAUCCUCUUCAACCUGUCUGACAACAAGCAAGUUGUUGGAAAGCUGUUCACCUUCAACGUAGUGCCGGCCAUGCUGCGCCUCCUGCAGCCCUCCAACCCUAAAGACACGCUGCUCCUCUGCCUUGGGCUGCUGUCUAACCUGAACAAGCACCGACCACCACUAGGGGGCGCCAGUGACCACAGCUACAACGAGGAGUCCCUCUUGGCCCUGCUCUACUUCCCCGAGUCUCCGCUGCGCUCCACGCUCACCGUGCUCACCCGCCACAAAGAGCCGCAGGUCAAGGGCAGCGCUGCAUACAUGCUGUCCAGGAUGCCGCGGGCCAUCACCUUGCCCCGUCCCGCCAGACCGCUCAGGAGGGGAAGAGCCAGGCCCGGAGUCCCCCCAUCGGUCUAAAACACUCUAUAUCUCCACUUAGGCUAGAUUUACUCCAACUUCUUCUCCACUGUUAGUUAUUGAUUAUUAGUCCUGUAGAU
Messenger RNA from Alosa alosa (allis shad), 1314 nucleotides. RefSeq lists its product as uncharacterized. The record is from RefSeq and is a predicted model, not a curated record. Bases 545 to 1234 code for a protein of 229 amino acids. NCBI's taxonomy places the organism in Eukaryota, Metazoa, Chordata, Actinopteri, Clupeiformes, Clupeidae. The transcript has 5 exons.